GCUGUGGGAAAAUUGAAAUAAACGUUUGAAACAACUGACUCUGGAACCUUAUUUUGGUUGUGUUGAAAACUUCUGCAGCUGCUGUUCAGGUUUGUGGUCAGACUAUGGGAGAUAUUCCAGAUGUCCAGAUCACUCCUGAGACUCCAGGGAGGGCAGCUAUCCGUAACCCCUUCGAGAGCCCCAACGACUACCAUCGCCUGCAAGAAUCCGUGGUCCCCAGCCCCUCUGUCUUCAAGUCCUCCAAGACCUCCGGAGCUACACCAGCCAAGUUUACAUGGGACAUAGAUGAGAUGUCUAGCCUGCUCCCUGUGGACAUAGACGCUGAGGAUAUCCACCGCCAGUCCUUGUACCUCAGUCAGACCAGGAUGGAUUCUGACAUCGAGGAGAAACGUCAGAAUGCUAUCGAGCAGUUUUUCACGAAAGGCGCCAUUGUGCCUUCACCAUGGACCGAACCAACAAGCAAACAGAGAUCAGCACAGAUGCAGUUUGGGAAGAGUUCCAUGUCCCCACUGAUACUAGAAGAGCCACUACCAACUAAAACAACCACAGUAGGCUGCCAGACAGUCCUGUCCUUACCUGUGGACUUCCACCUGGACAAAAUAUUAGGAGAAUACUACAGAUUGAAGGAGGUGUCUCAGCAGGAUCAGGUUCAGGAGACCCUGAGCUCCUCGUCUCUGAGACGGAAGUUGUUUCUGGACGGCCAAGGGAGUGGCUCAGAGUCCUCCAGCCCCCCCAGCCCAGAAGGAGGAGGGGAGGGAGAGCCCCCUGGGGGAGAAGGGGGAGGGGAUAGAGAUUUCCUCUCCCCCAUGAGCGCCUCUCCUCUGCCCUGCCCGUUGUCUGGCAUGUCUGCCCUGACCCCCUCCACUGGUCUUUUCUCGUCCAGUCCUAUCCAGGGUCGUUACCGAACUUACAGCCUGGGAAGUGUCACCAGCCCCCUGUGCCCUGAGCGGUCCUCUCCUGCUGGCUUCCAGUCCCCUGCCCUGUCCCCCAUCGGACCACAGUUCACACAGACACCCAUCGCAGGAGAGAGGAGGAAGCUGAGCUUCGUGACCCCUGAAGGUGUUCCCCUAGACAUGGACAUCACCUCCUGUACAGAGAGCCCCUACGUAGACGGCUGUUCCCCCAUCCGCUUCUGCUCCUCGCUCCAGCCCCCGGGCCGGACCCAGGUCAACCCGGAGCUCAGACUCGGAGCCCGCUGCUGGGCCUCACCCCCAACCAUCUCCCCCAACCCUUCCCUCCUGGACCAGGACAAUAUAUGUCCUUCUACUUCACUACCACCCAUGGAGCUGGGCUCCUGCUCCCCCUCCCCAGUGCCGAGUGGACCCAGGACCAGUGGGGGUCCGCUGGGGCUGGGGAGGCUGUGUGAGGGGGGUUCGGGGAUGGGCCAGCCUCUGUUGGACUCAGUGAAGAUGGAGGAGGAGAACGAUGAGGUGGAAGUGGACCUGCCUGUGGAAGAGGAGGAAGGAGGUGUGACUCCUGUUGGUGUCCGGUUGACCAGCUCCCGUGUGGGGGCAGCAGAGGCGUCUCAUAUGUUUGUGUCUCUGCUAGCUGAAGGAAGCAGCAUCCCUUAUGAUAACAGCAUGCAGGUGGACAGUGGGUACAACACAUACGCUGGCACUGCCACCGCCAGCCUGAUAGAUGCCAUGAGUUCAGACAGCCAGAGUAAGGAGUCGUUUGACGCAGCACACAUCCCAGACGAGGCCUUCCCUCACAGCAGACACACUAAGACCAAG
This is a messenger RNA of Salvelinus fontinalis (brook trout), 1733 nucleotides long. RefSeq names its product protein aurora borealis-like. Gene Ontology annotation, biological process: regulation of mitotic spindle organization; regulation of mitotic nuclear division; activation of protein kinase activity. The record is from RefSeq and is a predicted model, not a curated record. NCBI's taxonomy places the organism in Eukaryota, Metazoa, Chordata, Actinopteri, Salmoniformes, Salmonidae. Gene Ontology annotation, cellular component: cytoplasm; nucleus. Gene Ontology annotation, molecular function: protein kinase binding.